AUGUUCUGCGGCAAAUUCAUUGAGGGCCGCCACAUCAAUACGCAAUCGGCCGGGAUAGACGCAUCGAUACCCGUGGAAGAAGAGAAUGCACCUCCUAGUCCCCGCGGGCUCUCGAACUAUCUGAACGACUCAGCUACCUUUCGUUCUGAGGACUGGUUGUUGGAUCCCGACAGGAUCCAGUUUGAAUCGGAUGUUGGCCACUCUAGAGAUAUCGGAACUAAGUUAAUUGACGAUCCUCGUUUCGCCAAUGAUUUUAAGCUCUGGAAACACCUCCUCCUUUAUCGCAAACGACACCACGGUGACGAUGGGGUGAUAGCUAUCUGGAAAGGGCUAAGGGAAAGAGGACAGCCAAUUGAUUUACCUGUGGAUGGCGAAUAUGCCUCGCUCCUAUGGAGAAACUUCAUCAUAGUUGGCUGGAAACGCGAUGAUUUUUUGACUGAAAUACAUUCCUACGCCUCUGAACUUUAUGAGCGAUCUGGAAAGAGUUGGGAUAGGGAGAAAUUUUACAAAUCGAUUGUGGUUGGGCUAUUCAAAGCGGGGCAAUUUUCUAGGGGGGUUGAGUGGCACGAAAAAUUAAAAAAUACGUACUUGUCGAAUCCGAAUGCUAUGUUAUUAAUGCUCUUUGAGCCCGCUGUCUCUUCCGAUGGUGGGCUAAGAGCAUUAAGGAAGAUCUGCAAGACGCUCGAUAAUCACCAAAUUUACUGCCAUACCGUGCCAUUUUUAGUGAAAGCUGGGAGGCUAGCCGAUGCUUUCGCUAUGCAUGAAUUCCUCUUGCAACGGAACGACCUACCCCAAUCAAUCCAAGAUAUCUCACCUUUGAUAAAAUAUCUACGACACUUUGGCUCGGGUGCCGAAGUAGAUUUGUUCCUGGCAAAUUUGAAAUUAAAUGGCUUAUUCCAAAAAGAAAAGUCAGUAAUGUCACUCGCCUCCAGGAGUAGUGGUCGAACGAAGAUAUAUGCCCCCACCACAGCUAAGGAGGUAGAAAAGGAAGCGAAUGCAGUCAACGAUAAACUCGGCGCUCGUCUGUUUGCAACGAAGACAUUUACGUUUGAGCUCAUCCUUGCCGGUGUCAAGGCGUUCGGCGCUACCGCUCUCAAGCCACAAACCCUGAGGCAGAUGGCUCUAAAGGCAGGAGAUGCAAAAACGCUAUCCGAACAAAUCGAUAUUUUGAAGAAAGAAGGCAUUUCAGUUGGAAACUCGGCAUUUUCAAGGGUUGUCCAGAAACUAGCCUCGGAAGGGGAUGACUCUAUACUAAAUGAACUUUUGGAGAGCGAUCUGCAUCCGGAAGUUCUGGAGAACCUGGAAACUGCAGAAGGUCUCUUUAAUUCCUAUUCCGCCGUUGACGACCCACAGCGGGCUCGUAUGCUGUUCAAAAUUUUGUCCAUGUUAUCCACCGAAGAUCCAUAUCAUUACAACAUCCUCCUUCGAAAUGCAGUGCAUUUAAAGGAUUGGCAGAAAAUCCCUCGUAUCCUAAACCAAAUGAGGGACCACGACAUACACCCUACCAAACAUACUUUAGAUGUGAUGGUCAAGAAGAUACUGUUCCCUCGCAGGCGAGGAAUGCAGGAACCCCCCCAUCCGGAGAAUUUUCGUGCAACCAUGUUCUUGAUUGGCAUAUUACAAAAUAUGGUCGGCGCAGGGAUAGAUGUUCCAGCUCGAUAUUGGACAGAAGUGCUGAAGCGACUUGGUAUGAGCGCGGAUUGGCAAGAAUUCAGGAAACUGUGCCUUUGGCUGGCACAUUUUUACUUCCCAGUCAAUCCCAAGCGAACAGUGUCAACGUUCAAAACGGAUGCUACUUCCCCUGAUCGCCCUAUCUCCGAUUUAGACCAUAAGAAGUUCUUACCAGCCGCACAUCCCGAAUCUCCCUUGCGCCAACUCUUUUCUGUGCAUUUACAAUAUGCCAUAAUAGCCUGGGGUUUUAGCCUUCCACCCAGCUCCAAUCAAAUAUAUCACAAUCCUUUCAGCGACGAGCGCGAGAAAAUCGUACCCUGGAUACGAGGGCACGUCCUCAUACGAGAACUGAAGCAAAAGGGAGUAGUCGUGCAAAUGAACACAGUUCGUAAGGUAACCCGACAUCGGCUCGCUGUAUUAUUUGGUGAGCACCGAGUUUCUAGACGCCCGAAAAACCGCAUGUUGCGGUCUACAAAUCCAUGGGCCCUCGACGAGAUAUUGCACGAUAUAAAUAAUGUUUGGGGGUUCCCAUUGUUUGGGAAUCUGGCGGAAGAGGAUAUUUAUGACCUCGUCAACCCUAAGACUCGCUACUGGAGUGCGACGGGAUAUGCGAGUGAGGAAGGCAUGUGGCCAAGGAGACGAGAUCAUCUGCAAGUAUCGAGGAAACGAACCUAUACGGAAGAAAAGCAGAAAGUGGAGAAGCGACUUCGUAAUAACGAUAAUAAUAAUGACUGA
Messenger RNA from Histoplasma mississippiense, 2406 nucleotides. RefSeq lists its product with no specific name. NCBI's taxonomy places the organism in Eukaryota, Fungi, Ascomycota, Eurotiomycetes, Onygenales, Ajellomycetaceae. Bases 1 to 2406 code for a protein of 801 amino acids. Gene Ontology annotation, molecular function: protein binding. The record is from RefSeq and is a predicted model, not a curated record. The transcript is spliced from 2 exons.